AUGGUUGUGACUGUCGGAGUUGAAUCCAUGUCCGGCCUAUCCAACGUUAAAGUUACUGCUAUAGUGUCGGAUAAAUUCGAUUCCACCGCUGUGAUUUCGGAGGCGUUACCGUCGGUGACGGUGUUGAACGGUGGGACGGUCAAUGGCGAUUCACGUGACGGUGGUGGAGAGUUCAGAAAUGGGGUUUUAGGUGAAUGUAGAGAGAAGAAGAGAGAGAUAGUGUUGGGAAAGAACGUGCACGCCAGGUGCCUUGAGGUCACGGAACCGGACGCCGAUGAUGAGUGGACCGGUGAUAAGGAGGCUUAUAUGGCCAGCGUGUUGGCUAGGUACCGGAAGACUCUCGUUGAGAGGACCAACCAUCAUCUAGGUUAUCCUUAUAAUCUGGACUUCGAUUAUGGUGAUCUAGCACAGUUGCAGCACUUUUCCAUCAACAACCUGGGUGAUCCUUUCAUCCAGAGCAACUAUGGUGUCCAUUCCAGGCAAUUUGAAGUUGGUGUUCUGGAUUGGUUUGCCCGUCUAUGGGAAAUCGAGAAGAAUGAAUACUGGGGAUAUAUUACAAAUUGUGGUACGGAAGGCAAUCUUCAUGGAAUUCUGGUUNAUAGAACUUUUAGCCCAACAUUAAAAACAAAAUUUUUGGGCCACCAUCAUUAA
Molecule: messenger RNA, 651 nt
Organism: Ilex paraguariensis (yerba mate)
Lineage: Eukaryota; Viridiplantae; Streptophyta; Magnoliopsida; Aquifoliales; Aquifoliaceae
Source: the annotation of a GenBank genome assembly